Molecule: messenger RNA, 767 nt
Organism: Nasonia vitripennis (jewel wasp)
Lineage: Eukaryota; Metazoa; Arthropoda; Insecta; Hymenoptera; Pteromalidae
Gene: CUTA
Product: protein CutA homolog
Exons: 6
Coding region: 146-592 (148 amino acids)
Biological process (GO): response to metal ion
Molecular function (GO): copper ion binding
Source: RefSeq, a predicted model, not a curated record
ACACAUACGCAUAUAUCGUACGCCGAUACGCAUACGCGCCGGUUAGUAAAAUACAUCGUCCGUGUGCGUCUAUCAACAUUGUGUAUGUAAACAAGAAUAAAAGAACGCAGAAACCAUAAUUGCAAUUCGGAGCUAUAAUUCUAGAAUGGUGGGAAAGCCGGCGAUCGGAUUGUUGACGUUUCUGUGUUUUGCGAGAAGUUCUUUUACUCAAAGUUCCAGAGCAAUGAGCAAUUUCACGGGUCUGCAUUCGGUGGCUUAUGUCACGGUGCCAAGAGAGGAUGUGGCGAAAAAACUCGCGCAUGGAAUAGUAACAAAGAAGUUAGCUGCUUGCGUCAACAUUAUUCCGAAAAUUACGUCUGUGUACGAAUGGAAAAGCGAAAUUAACGAAGACAGCGAACUUUUAUUGAUGAUCAAGACAAGAACUGAUACGAUAGAUGCUCUUACCAAGUAUGUUAGAGAAAACCAUCCAUAUGAAGUAUGCGAAGUUAUUUCUUUACCGAUUCAAAAUGGUAAUGAGGCAUAUCUUCGCUGGAUUAGUGAUAUAGUUCCACCAAUUGAUAAGAGAGAAGCAGACGAAAAAAAAAAUUCAUAAUUUUGGACGAACUCUAAUUAUAUUCUAAGAAUGUUUCACAAAGUUUAUGGAAUAUUUCUAUUUUCUUGAAAUUCAAUUUACUUGUGUAUAGUACUGUUAUUUUGUACUUUCAGCAACGUUGCUUGUUCUAAGAGCAACUUUUUUCUGUGAAAUAAAAAAGAUCAUGUAAUGAAAA